UGUGACACUGUAGAGUGAGAUCGUGGUUACACAUGGAGCUGUGUAAACUGAGCUGACAAGUCUUGAAGCUCGCUAAUAUGACGAUUUUAAAUUUUUCCUCGGGACAAGCUGAUGCUGUUCUGAAAUCUGUCGCUUCAGAAGAUCAAAUCUCAUGUGAUGUCAAAGACACGCUCAGGAAGUUCUUGCAGAAGCUGACAGAAAAUGCCAGGAGCGCAGGCAAACGGAGCAGGGAGCGCUCACUGGAUGAGGCUUCACAGAUCCUGCAGAAGAUCCCAAAAGAAGCACUUGGUUCCUUAAAGCCUGCUGCUCUUCAUCAGUUUGUUCGGCUUGUUUUGGCCUUACAGUUAGAGGCAGUGACUUCUUCAUCCACUUGCCGCAAAUUAGACCAAAUGCUGCAGGUCUUAGCUGAAAUAAACUACUCCAUAGUCUUUGAGGAAGUUAAACAAUAUCUGCUGAACCUUUUGCACCAAAAACAGGUGUUUUCAUUGAAAGAUCUUCAGAUAGUCUGUAUGUUCUUGGAGGACAGCACUUUGGGACGAGAGGUUCUCAAAGCAGAAUGUAGGACUCUGCUUAAUAAAGUCGCCGAGCUGAUUCCUGCUGUUUUGUCAGAUGAAGCAACCAGAAAUGGGCCACUGUGCUAUCAGACUGUCAAGAUCUGUUUGCAGGUGUUUCAGCUGCUGCCUGGUCAGGUGACCCUGAUGGUCUACUGUAAGGAAAGUGCAAAUAUGAGUUUGAGAGAUAUUUUGGAGUUCCUGAUGAGAGUUAUCUUGGGAGAGGUUUCUAGCAGAGAUACACGGUUGUUGGCUGGCACUGCGGUUGCAAUGCUGCUCACCACAGCGACAGACAGUCAGUGUGCAGCAUCAGCUGCCUGGAGUCUGCUGCAAAUCACCAAACACAGGUCAUCUACCAUUUUUAAUUGCACUUAA
Carassius auratus (goldfish) is the source of this 926-nucleotide messenger RNA. RefSeq lists its product as uncharacterized. The coding region runs from base 78 to 926 and encodes 282 amino acids. The transcript has 7 exons. Gene Ontology annotation, biological process: tRNA methylation. The record is from RefSeq and is a predicted model, not a curated record. Lineage: Eukaryota; Metazoa; Chordata; Actinopteri; Cypriniformes; Cyprinidae. Gene Ontology annotation, cellular component: cytosol.